GCGCACCUGUCUUCACAUCCCUUGCCUGCGGGAUUUUUGUACAUUGUUUCUUUAAACAAUCGCUAAACUUCUGAAUAUCAUCACUUACAGAAAUACACAUUUUUAUCUGAUUUUCGCUGCUUUGGAUUUGCACUUCAGUUCGUGGGCUUCUGUCCCACAGGUCCCCACCCCUCUCUCUCGCGCCCCCGCCUUAGCUAAGCUGAAAACAGGAGUUUCGACGGCUUUACGUGUUUUACGAAAUCAGUAGAACAGGUUGAACCAGUCGAGCGCUGCAUGACAGCCACUCCAGGUUGUUGUGCCCUUUUCUUCGAGUUUGCACACAUCUACGUGUCCAUGUUUAAAUCCUUUUGGUCCCUGCAGCCGACAGCGGGAGGAUGGAGAGCUAAGUAUUCAGAAGAAUAUCGUUUACCUGGCGGCUGAUGUGCUUCACGCAAGCUUGUGGAAGGUAAAUCAAGUGUAAGGAGCACCUGGAUUUGAUAAGUUUGCAGAGUGGGGUGGCAGUAGUCAAAGAAUAACAGGGUUGAAAAGCAGCAAACUAUAUCCCGUGAGCAUCUGUACCAACUGCUGAGAGGAGCGAGAACCUGUGGAGAAAAUGAGAACCUUAGCUUUGCAGAACUGCUCCGGAGAUGUGGAACUGUGUGCUCCCGAGGCUAUUCUUAGUUACAUCAACUCAUUACUGCUCGUGUUAGCUGGGAAAUCCCUCCUGAAUGUAGUCAUUGUUGGACUGCGUUUGCAGCACAUGGUGAAAAGCUUUAUGGGGUACUUUUGCAUCUCUCUUGCUUUGCUUGACAUCCUUCUCUGUGUUUGUUUAUCCCUCAUUUACUAUUUUGAGGACUUCACCUUCCUGGGUUUCAGAUUCACAAAGUACCACAUUUGCCUUGUUAUUCAGAUAGUGUCUUACACAUACGGAAUACUUCACUGGCCUGUCCUUGCUCUUGCUGGGAUUGACUACUUUUUGAUGUUGCCUUUGUACACACAGCCAUUAAGCUUUGCCAGGAAGAUGACUUGCGUUACUUUGACUAUAGCCCUUUGGAUCAGUGCUUUAUUUUAUGUGUUUGUCUUUUCAGACUUUCAUCCAAUGAUGCAGGACAUGUCUCAUGUGUUCAUGUACCAAUGCCUUAUCUUUACCAGCCACCAGUGCUCAUCUGUGACAACUAUUAUAAUGUUUCUUCUGCUGUGCACCAUUCUCUACUGCCGCUCUGGAUUUAUAAGGUUGAUGAAGUCUCUUGGGAGCUUGUCUUUAUAUGAAGGACCUGCUUGGUCUUUGUCUUACACAUCUCAAUGGGAGGAAGGUGCUAUGAGGAAGCAGCUUCUCUCAAACAUCACCUUGUGCUUUCUUGCCACUUGGAUGCCUUUUUUAUUUUUGCAGGCAGUUGUCCUAUUCCUAAGGGCAGAUAUCCCAGCAUAUUUGGACUUGAAUGUUCCUUGGCUGUGUUUCCUCAACAGUUUCCUCAUUGGCACAGUGUACUGGCUCAGGAACCAGGAGGUUGGUAUGAAGAGCUCUGCUUUUCCAGAUGGGUUUUGCUACUGGAAUUUUUCCUACCCUUUGGAGAACGAAACCCAUCGUGUUUGCAACAGUAAGUCUAUAAUCACAACUGUCAUCAUUACACCAUAGUAAAAUAUGACAUAAGAGACACAGUUCUCCCAUAAGAGGUUAAAAUUACCUAAAAAUGGUAAUCUGGGUGUUGUCUUCCUGCUUAAGUGUCUAGUUGCUUAGGCAAUUGAUGGCCUGCCAUAAGUUUUGCAACACUUUGAAAAAUGUAAAUAGUAUUUAUAAUUAACACUUCUGAUAACAUAUAUUUGCAAUCUCCUUUUCCUGGGACUUCAGAGUGAAGGAUGCAAAUUCAGUUCUGCAUUGAGUUAAUAGCACUGUAAGAAGCUUGCGGUCUAUAAAAAAGUACAACUGCACCUAUUUUACAUACAGUGUAUUUUCAUGAAUAAAUAUUUUUCUGCACA
Molecule: messenger RNA, 1956 nt
Organism: Erpetoichthys calabaricus (reedfish)
Lineage: Eukaryota; Metazoa; Chordata; Cladistia; Polypteriformes; Polypteridae
Gene: gpr160
Product: G protein-coupled receptor 160
Exons: 3
Coding region: 593-1615 (340 amino acids)
Cellular component (GO): plasma membrane; signaling receptor complex
Source: RefSeq, a predicted model, not a curated record